AUGGAACACAUGGCGCAAAAUAUGCACUAUGUUGGAGACACAAAAGAUUUGUUUGAACUUUCAGGCAGCAUAAAAAACUUGUUGCAAUUUAACAAAACACUUACACAAUCAGUUAAAUCGGAAUUAAUUGAUGUUGAAAUAUUAGACGAAAUAAAAAAUAUUACAAAUUGCGAAAAUACAGCUAUUUAUUUUGGUAAAACUUUACGAGAUAUAAAAAUUGUCAUAGAGGAUGACGAACUAAGGAAGCAUGAAAUUUAUUUGGAAUAUAAAGCUCCUAAAAAGUUAAUGAUUACUAAUCUUAAGUUACCUUCUUCCAUUAAACUUAAUCGUGAAUAUAGUUGUAUUAAAGAUAUAUUAAAUACAGUCAAACAAAAUGUGUAUGACUUGGCCAGAUAUUUCUAUGAGAUGGAAAAUAUAGAUCAACUCUGUAGUGUUAUGGAGCCUAUAAAUGGUUCAUUCAAAGACGAUUAUAGAAGGAUAUUUCUCGAUGACAGGACUUGGCUGCAUGUUGAGGUGACUCCUGAAGGUAUAGCAACCAACAUUCAUUUGAUUGGGCAAUCUAUGUAUUGGCACAACAAACUACAAUCAGGACUACUUAAUUGGGAUCAUGAUAAAAGUAUUGUUGACAACAUAAUGAUGAUAUUUGAUUUGUUUCAGUUUCCUCAACCUACAUUCAAACAUGGUGCACCACUAGAUAUGGACACUGAAGAUACCACGGAGAAUCCAAUUGUUUGUGGCAUUUGUUUGUGCACAGAAUUGCCUGACAGCCCUGGUGUGCCACAGCCUCUAUGUCAGAAUAUAUCCUGCGGGGUUUAUUACCACAGAACUUGUCUGUAUCAGUGGUUAGUUGCAUGUUCUGGCAGUCGGCCGCCCGCUUUUGGUAUUGCAAAUGGAAGCUGCCCUACCUGUCUUCAAUCUAUAGCAUGCAGUGAAAAAGAUAAUUGA
Spodoptera littoralis (African cotton leafworm) is the source of this 945-nucleotide messenger RNA. The record is from the annotation of a GenBank genome assembly. Lineage: Eukaryota; Metazoa; Arthropoda; Insecta; Lepidoptera; Noctuidae.